Molecule: messenger RNA, 1275 nt
Organism: Hirsutella rhossiliensis
Lineage: Eukaryota; Fungi; Ascomycota; Sordariomycetes; Hypocreales; Ophiocordycipitaceae
Product: zinc carboxypeptidase domain-containing protein
Exons: 5
Coding region: 1-1275 (424 amino acids)
Biological process (GO): proteolysis
Molecular function (GO): metallocarboxypeptidase activity; zinc ion binding
Source: RefSeq, a predicted model, not a curated record
AUGAAGACGUCGCUCGCCAUCCUGCCAUGCCUCCUGGCCACCGCCACCUGGGCCGCCGCCGCGCCACCGCCGCCGCCGACGCGGAUCAGCUACGACGGUUUUAAGGUGUUCCGCGUGCCGGUGCGCACCGAGGCGCAGCGCGUCAACGACGUCGUGGCCCGGCUCGGCCUGGGCGUGUGGCAGCCGGCCUCGCGCAAGGGCGCCUUUGCCGACAUCGAGGUGCCGCCCGCCAAGCUCGACGACUUUCGUCGCGAGAUGGAGGGCUUCGAGCUCAUCACCAUGCACGAGGACCUCGGCAAGUCGAUUGCCGACGAGGCCUCCUUUGAGGUUUAUGCCGAUGGUUCGGCCAACGACACCUGGUUCAACUCGUACCACCCCUACCAGGAGCACCUGCAGUGGCUCCAAGCGCUCCAGGCCGAGCAUCCCAACAACUCCGAGGUCGUCACCUCGGGCAGGUCGCUCGAGGGCAACGCCAUCACGGGCAUCCACUUCUACGGCAGCGGCGGCAAGGGGAGCAAGCCUGCCGUUGUCUUUCACGGCACGGUGCACGCCCGCGAGUGGAUUGCUUCCAAGGUCGUCGAGUACUUUGCCUACUCACUCCUCAACGGAUACAAGGACGACGCGGAGAUCCGGGGCUUUGUCGACAAGUACGACUUUUACCUGUUUCCCAUAGUUAACCCAGACGGCUUCAAGUACUCGCAGACCACCAACCGCAUGUGGCGCAAGAACCGGCAACGCAGCUCGCAAGGCAGCUGCCUCGGGCGCGACAUCAACCGCAACUGGCCCUACAAGUGGGACGGACCGGGCUCGUCGACGAACCCGUGCGCCGAGGACUACCGGGGCGAGAGCGAAAGUGACGCGCCCGAGACCAAGUCGCUGACGAGCUUCCUCGCGCGGGUCAAGCAGGCGCAGGGCCUCAAGCUGUACAUUGACUACCACUCGUACUCGCAGCUCUUUAUGACCCCCUACGGAUGGACGUGUGACGACGUCGCUCCCAACAACGACGAGCUGCAGUCGUUGGCGGGCGGCGCGGUCGAGGCCAUCCGGUCCGUCCACGGCCUCGAGUUCGGCUACGGCCCCAUCUGCUCUACUAUCUACCGCACUGCCGGCAGCAGCGUCGACUGGGUCAACGAUGUGGCCAAGUCGGACUACACGUUUACUUCGGAGCUGCGCGACACGGGACGCUACGGCUUCAUCCUGCCGGCCAGCCAGAUUGUGCCGAGCGGCGAGGAGGCCUUUGCGGGCGUCAAGUACCUGCUCCAGAACAUGAAGUAG